AUGGCUGCGGCAAACUGGUCAACGGAAUGGCCACUCAAGGUCCCUCUUCUCUUCUGUGCCCUUGUCCUAGUCCUCUCCUUUGCCCAUUGCCAUGGCGUAAAGCCCUCGGUUAUGUUCAGCAGACAUAACUUUCCACCCGGUUUUACUUUUGGAGCAGCCUCAUCAGCCUACCAGUAUGAAGGAGCAGCACAUCUUAGAGGCAAGAGUAUCUGGGACACCUUCACUGCAAAAUAUCCAGAAAAGAUCUCGGACCAGUCAACAGGAGAUGUAGCCAUUGAUUUUUAUCAUAAAUAUAAGGAGGACAUUCAACUACUGAAGUUCUUGGGUAUGGAUGCCCUUAGAUUCUCCAUCUCCUGGACUAGAGUACUACCAACUGGAAGAGUUAGCGGGGGAGUGAGCAAGGACGGUGUCCAAUUUUACAACAACGUCAUCAAUGAGCUCUUAGCGAAUGGGUUGAAGCCCUUUGUGACUUUAUUCCAUUGGGAUCUCCCGCAAGCAUGUUGAUAAGUUCAAGUCUACCCCAAAACUUAUGGGGACAAGCAAUUCUUUCUGCAAACUACAUUCUUAACAAGAUGCCACACAAGAAUAAGGAUGUAACUUCAUAUGCGUUAUGGAAGGGUCACAAACCCUCUUACAAAUGUUUGAAAGUGUGAGGGUGUUUGGCUAAAAUAGGAGUGCCAAAACCUAAACAAGUUAAG
This is a messenger RNA of Vitis riparia (riverbank grape), 698 nucleotides long. Its product is annotated as cyanogenic beta-glucosidase-like. Gene Ontology annotation, molecular function: beta-glucosidase activity. The coding region runs from base 1 to 504 and encodes 167 amino acids. The transcript has 7 exons. Lineage: Eukaryota; Viridiplantae; Streptophyta; Magnoliopsida; Vitales; Vitaceae. Gene Ontology annotation, biological process: carbohydrate metabolic process. The record is from RefSeq and is a predicted model, not a curated record.